Molecule: messenger RNA, 4916 nt
Organism: Carassius gibelio (silver crucian carp)
Lineage: Eukaryota; Metazoa; Chordata; Actinopteri; Cypriniformes; Cyprinidae
Gene: tmem131l
Product: transmembrane 131 like
Exons: 35
Coding region: 136-4725 (1529 amino acids)
Cellular component (GO): membrane
Source: RefSeq, a predicted model, not a curated record
AGUUUGUAGAUUGUUGCAUCGCUUACGUCUGCCUCUAGUGGGCGCACAUAGGUACUGCUGAGAGAGUGCGAGAGAGAGAGAGAGGAGGGAGGGUGUGAGAGAGAAAGAGAAAGAAGUGAAGGCAGCCGGGGAGCUAUGCUCAGCACAGCCAGCAUGGCGAGCCAAAGGGACUUCACACACAGAAAAACAUGGAUUAAUGUCCUUCUGCGACUUCUACAGCUAUUAUUGCCGUACAUUCAACACGGAGGAGCUCAGUUUCAAGCCCUGACUCAGAUGUCCAGCGUGGUUGAAGUUUGGCAGGCUGAGGACGCAGACUUCUUCAUGCCAUCGCAGGCAGAGGAGCAGCACAGUGAGAAUGUUCCUCGAGACGAGAGCUCCUCGUUUUAUGUGCAGGAGAGUGGGAGACCGCUCCAGUUUCGGCCGCCCACACUGGAUUUUGGACCACAGCUGGUGGGGCUGCCAAGAGCUGAAACCGUUGAAAUCCAAAACCCCAGCCCAGAGCUCCCAGUCACUCUGCUCUCGGUGUUUACAUCCAGCAGACAUUUUCACAUGCCUUCGUUCCACAGAAGGGUGAUUCCACCCAGAGGGAAAACAUCUUUUAAAAUAAUUUUCCUCCCCACAUUGGAGGGCAAUGAAGAAAUCUCUUUAUUUAUUAACACAUCAACCCAUGGGGUGAUAUCAUACCAGGUUUUUGGGGUUGGUGUCCAUGGGGGGUCAGUCAAGGACGUCCAUAGAAAGGAUAGCGUUCUGAUAUUUCCUCACAUACAGAGCAUUAAUCUAACACAAACUCAGGAAGAUGCUUCUAAUAUAACAAUUUUAGGUCUGGUGCUUGAUUGCAGUUUACCGAAAAUGUUCUACAAUCAGCCCCAGGGUUGGUGUUUAGUAUCGGAGGAAGGCAGAAUUGCACUUCAGAUCAGUCUUUCUGAAAGAGGGGAAAGGUCGACCCACUGGGACAAACACAAGCCUUAUGUGCUGGAGAAUAUUGUGGUGCUGCUGGUCCUCCCUCCACCAGAAGAUGCUGUCUCAGAUCCCAGAAUAGGAGUGUUCAUGUUGAACUCAGGGGAUAAAAAGCUCUUUGUUAAGGAGAUCCAGCUCUUGUCAAGGACAGACAGCAGUGUGGAACUCACUGAAGUGCUACUCAAGCCUUCCGCUACUAAUUUCACUCAAGUGGCUUCACUCUUCUGUAGACGCUCUUUGUCAGCUAAAAGUAAAAGGUGUCCAAGUCAGAUUGGCCUGCAGAUUUUAGCAAACAGAUCAGUGAAUUUAUAUCCACUGCUGGAGGGCACACACAGAUGCUCCAGCUCUGAGCUGAGUUCUUUAUUUCAGCUCAGACAGAAGCAGAGCGGCUCAGAGCAUGUUGAGCUCUGGCUGUCCAUCCCCUUCCCCAUCACCUUCAGAAUCACUAACAUCUCCUUUUCACAGCAUAAACUCUUUAAGGUUGUAAAUUUGACAAAGUCCCUGGAGGUGAGCCCUGGUAGCUGGAAGCUUCUGUCUCUUCAGCUGCUCAGCAAAUCUUUACCCACAAACCUCACAAGCACAGUUACCCUUACAACCAAUGUAGGGGUUCCAAUGGAACUUCAUCUCCAAACGUAUUCUUCUGCCUCAAAGCAGGGAGGUGUUAUGUUCGAGUCUUCUGAGGAGUGUGAACGGAUCUGUCCUCUCCGUUUGUCCAGAGCAGGACGUGUUGAGUGGCAGCAGUCCCUUCUCCCAGAAUCCUCCUCUUCUCUCUGGAGAGUGGACAGCAGUCUGGCCUCUUCACUCUGUAACCGCUGGCACUGUAGCAAAGAGCUCUCUUGCAGCUGGCCCAGACUUCCAGUAAACCACUCUUCACCCCUGGACUUUAGGGCCACACCUGUCAAUGACAGUAAGGUGAAGAAUUUCACUCUGAAAAACCCGACGGGUUCAGUGGUGUCUGUGGAGAUCCGAACCCUCUCCUCAUAUCCAGAUCCGCUUGAAGCCCUUGACAUGUUGACCAAAUGGUUUAAUAUUAGCCCACUGUCUGUGAAUAUCACUACAACAGAGUUUCUUCUAUUGGCUUCUAAUCACAAGGAAAGUAAGAGAGCAAGUGUGUUGAGAUUCCUCCUCCAGCCGUGGGAGUCGAGGACGGUUUCUGUGGCGUACCAGCCCACAGAACACAAGCAUGUUACCUCACUGCUUCUCAUCAGGAACAACCUGACCGUGUUUGACAUGGUUCUGGUUAAAGGGUUUGGGGCAAAGGAGCUGCUGAGAGUAGGAGGGAAGCUCCCAGGGCCUGCAGCCUCACUGCGCUUCAAUGUGCCCCAGUCAACCCUCAUGGAGUGCAGAGAUGGUUUACGAUCAAGUAAGCCCUUGUUUGCCAUCCAGAAAAGCUUUAAAGUGGAGAAUGCAGGCGAGUUGCCAUUGACUGUAGUAUCCAUGAACAUUAAUGGAUAUAAAUGUCAAGGUUAUGGCUUUGAGGUGCAACACUGUGGACCUUUCAGAGUGGACUACAACUCGUCCUCAGAAAUCACAAUUGCAUUUACUCCAGACUUCACAUCUUCGUGGGUAAUCAGAGACUUGACCCUGGAGACAGAACGUGGCUCCCUUUUCCACUUCACCCUCAAUGUGACUCUUCCUCACCACAUGCUGCCCCUGUGUGCUCAGGUGGUACCAGGACCCAGCUGGGAGGAGUCCUUCUGGGUCAUCACACUGGUCUUCACCUGUUCCUCUCUUGCUGGUGUGUGUCUGAUGGCUUUCCAUCAAGCUCAGCACAUUCUAAGCGAGUUCUCCACACCAAGUCCACGUAGCAAUCACAACUCUGUACCUCGUGAAAAUAGUAGUGUAAACCACAUCUCCUCAAAUGGUGUCAGUAAAGGAAAAGGCAGUUGUAAGAACUACACUGACACAAGCCAUCCCUCCGACAAAGGCAAAGGGAGAGGAUCUCCAGCCGUGGCCAGUGGGACAAUUCGAUCACAGUCCUCAUCCAAGAAAACUUCUGGAGGUUCAUCCCAGCCUCCAAAGAAGCAAACAAAGGUGUCGGUCCUAUACAGUAGAUAUAAAAAUAGCCCUGCAACUACUGCUGCUAGUGUUCCUGCCUCCUCGGACUUCUGCAGUCCUCCCACAGACGAAGAUGGAGAUCGCACCUUUGAGCUUGACCCAGAAGUUUGUAAUAACAACAACAAUAACAACGACAUAGACGAAACCCUUCUCCCAGCCGAGAAGAAAGAGCACUUUAGAGAAUCCAGAGAGGACCAGGCAUUGCCAGCUGAUAUGUUUCCUAUGGAAACACUUCCUGGAUUACCAGAAAACAUCCCAGCAAGCAGAGUCCCUCAGCCUGUAGACGAAGCAAUGGAAAACGAGGAGUGUAAAAGAAAAACUAAUGUAGAAAAAAGGGAUAAUGGAGAUGAAGAGAAGUCAGAAAGAGGCAGCAGUCAGAAGAAGACACCAGAGAAAGAUGCAGAACUUGGAGUGUCAGCCACCAGAGCAAAGAAAAACACAGGCAGAAGUCGCAGAAAGGCAGCGGAGCUCAUUCCUGGGCUUCCUGAAAACAGCGUUGUCAUGGUAACAGAAAGUGAGAGAGAAUUUCAACGUAAUGCUGCUAGAACCCGCAACACGAAACCUGAUCUACCUAAAAUAGGAGCCAACCCAGACAGCCCUCUCAAACACAGUGGCACGUGUUUGAGCAGACCUAGGCGUAAGUGUCCAGAGCGACGUCUGCAGUGGGAGUCAGGCUCUGAUUCAAGCAGUUCAUCGGGCAGUGUGAGAGCCAGCCGAGGGUCCUGGGGCAGCUGGAGCAGUGCCAGCAGCAUGGAGGGUGAAAAGGACCCACACAGACAUCCCUGCAGGAGAGACAACAUCCAGUACAACCCAUAUCCAAAAGAUCGGGAAUGUUACAUGAACAUGAACUACAACUGCAAAACUCAAAGGUGUGAAAAGUCGUCGUCAGAAUCCUCCAUCUGCCAUCAGACGUGCAAUCUGGAUUCUAUGAAGCGACGGGAACACUUUUUCAUGAACAAUCUUUAUGUGAGGGAACCAUGCCAAAGCCCAGAAGUCUGUCCCGCCCCUGCACUCCCUCACACCUUUGCUGAUGUAGCUGCAGGUGUGGACAGAAACAUUGACAUAAUCGGCUCUAAUGUGAUUGAAGAGACGUGGUCACCGGCCUCAGUUCCUCUGACCAAUGAAUUCAGGUACAACAUGACCGAAUCCCUCCCAUUCGUCCCUCAGAGUCCCUCAUCGGUAUAUGAAAGCUUCCCUUGGAACAACAAGAACAGCCAGUGCCCCGGUCAGUAUCCCUAUAGUGACCAGACCAACUACAUGCCAACAGGUAAUGGCAAUUACCAAAAUGCAUUCUCAUGCCAUCAAAGCCAAACCGUGACCCACAGCCGUCAGCCAGUGUGGGGUGAGAAUGGAAGCCAUGACGUCAACUCCACAUGGGACACUGGCAGCUGUGUGGGCAGCAAGCCAUUCUUUUCAGGAACCAGAAGUCUGUCACCCAUGUCCAGUCUAUUUGGGUCUAUUUGGACACCUCAAAGCGACCCUUACCAGAGCCACUUCCACCCAGAGCGUUCUGCACCGGUCUUGCCCCACUCACCCAUCUCACCCGUCGCACCCUUCAGCCGCGAACCAGGCGGCGCCUGCCCAGCAAAACAAUACUCCAGCUUCAAUCCCUUUGGACCACACAUGAAUUUGGACAUAUGGAACUCCUCUUCAAACCGGAGCUCCAACUCUCAGCUCUCCAACGAUUCGGGCUACUGCGGGGAUAUGUGAGCGAACGGUGCUUUUGUUUCAGAUAAUAAGGAAAACAGAAUGUGCUUUUAUCUCGAAUAGGGAAAAAUGUGAAUAUUCUUCUUUCUUUUAUGUUUGACGUUGUGGUAAGGUUCAGCAUUUUGUUGUAUAUUUUUCUAGAUGUUUUGCAAGUUUGACCAUUGAAAAUAAAAAAAAAAGUAAAAAAAAAAAAA